GGCCUGGAGGCCGAGGUGGGCAGGCACCAGCCAGAGCAGCUGGCGGCAGGCAGACUGCGGGCCGACUGUCUGUCUGUCGACUGUCUGUCGGACUGUCUAGCAGGCCAGGCUCGUCUACCUGGCGGUGGCAGCCAGGCCUUCCUCCACGGGAAACUGGUUCUGUGGUCAACAUGGUGUCCAGCCUCCUCUUGUCUCUGCUGCUGCUUAUGAGGCCUGUGCCUGUGGCAGCCUACUCUGUGUCCCUCCCGGCCACCUUCCUGGAGGAUGUGGGGGGCAGUGGAGAAGCCGAGGGCUCCUCCGCCUCUUCCCCGAGUCUGCCACCACCCCGGACUCCAGCCUUCAGCCCCACACCAGGGAUGCCCCAGCCCACAGCUCUGGAGGGCCCCUCGCCCCCCACUAACCUCCUGGAUGGGAUCAUGGACUUCUUCCGCCAGUACGUAAUGCUCAUUGCCGUGGUGGGCUCUCUGACCUUCCUGCUCAUGUUCAUCGUCUGCGCCGCGCUCAUCACCCGCCAGAAGCACAAGGCCACGGCCUACUACCCAUCCUCCUUCCCUGAAAAGAAGUAUGUGGACCAGAGUGACCGGGCUGGGGGGCCCCGUGCCUUCAGCGAGGUCCCUGACAGGGCAUCUGACAGCCGGCCGGAAGAGGCCCUGGAUUCCUCCCAGCAGCUCCAGGCUGACAUUCUGGCUGCUACCCAGAACCUCCGGUCUCCAGCCAGAGUGGUGCCAGGCAGUGGGGAGGGAACAAAGGCAGCGAAGGGUGGGUCAGAGGAUGAGGUGCCGAGCAGUCAGGAGGAGGCCCAGGAAGCCCCAGUAUGCGGGGUCGCCGCAGAGAAGCUGGGGGUCCCAGACGAGUCUGAGGCUGAAGGGGCUCCUGCAGCCAGUGAGGGCCAGGGGGGACAAGAAGGGUCUUUCUCUGCAGCCCAGGAGUCCCAGGGACCUGCCAGCCCCCCUGAAAGCUUGUGCGCUUGUAGCCGAGUCUCCCCAACUGUCUAACAGGCCCCACCCAGAACUGCUGGGCCUGACUGCUGGGUCCUCGAGGGUCACCUCCUUGGUCAAGAAGGGCCUUCAGCUCUGACUGCUUCUUGACACCAGCUCCUUGGCCAUCCAUGGUGGGACCAAUCCUGACCCCAAAUGGGCAGAGCUGAUGACUUCUGGUGCACCCCAGGAAACACCACGCCGAGUUCCAGCACCUUUAAUGCCUCUUGCUAUAUCCUGGGGUCUUCACCCGAAAGCACCACUUCUCUACCAGAGGACGGACAGACGCACCCCAGUUGGAGCUGCCAUGAGGCAGUCCCCACAAGCAGCCAGCCAGCCACACAGCAGAAGGGGAAGAGGCCAGAGGCCCCUGGUGAGGCGGCUGCUGCUUCCAUCUUGGCUGUGAAGACAAACAGGGUUGCUGGAUCUGAAAGACGUCAGACGGAUGGACCCGCCAUGGUCCUCAGCUGCCUUCGCGCCCCACUGGGAAAGCACGGCGCAGCCGGUGUCCAGUCAUGCCGGGGACUGCAGAGGGUCCCCUGCGCAUCUCCCGGUCACCAGAAUGUUGGUGUCACUCUGCCUCGCUCAGUGGACUUGAUUAGUUAGGAAGCCUCUUGAAGGGACCCCCCACUUCCAUCACAAGAGUUCCCCUAGACACUCCAUGGAUACACAAACUCAAAGUCAUGGGUGUUGAGGAGCUGCUGUGCUCCUCCCCAAGCUGAUGCAACUACUUUAAGGCUUCCUAUUGGGGUGGCUUUGCUUCUCUUUCCCCGUGCUGCUUUAUGAUGAGGGUGGUGACGAAUACAAUGUCCAGUCUCACAGCACCCACUCUGGAAAAGACUGUUCUCAAUUUUCUAAGGCACCCCACUUUCUGGUUUGGUUCCGAGUUGGUAUGUGAGAUGCAGGGGGUCUAGUUCUCUCAAGUGUCAAGCAGCCCUGAGGUGAGAGUGUGCAACUCAUCUUGUUACCGAUGCUGGGAUGAGAGGAAGGAGCGGAGAAGCAGCCUGGAAGCCACAGGGCAUUCGGGACAACUGCUGUUCUGGAUUCUGACGCCCAGCCUGGAGCAGGGGCCUGGCACAUCCCUUGUUCACACAGUGGUCUGGCAGCCUGAGCCCACACCAUCCCUCAGUCCUGGACAGUGUGGAGGCUUUGUUCUGUUGGGGGAAUUGGGGGGUUCCCCACACCUCCAUUCAGGGACUCCAACUCUUCAGGUAUGGAAAUAUAACAUAUAAUAAAUCUUGA
This is a messenger RNA of Peromyscus eremicus (cactus mouse), 2219 nucleotides long. It is a transcript of the gene Tmem119, whose product is annotated as transmembrane protein 119. Gene Ontology annotation, biological process: positive regulation of bone mineralization; positive regulation of osteoblast proliferation; ossification. The coding region runs from base 171 to 995 and encodes 274 amino acids. The record is from RefSeq and is a predicted model, not a curated record. Gene Ontology annotation, cellular component: plasma membrane. Lineage: Eukaryota; Metazoa; Chordata; Mammalia; Rodentia; Cricetidae. The transcript has 2 exons.